Molecule: messenger RNA, 1098 nt
Organism: Juglans microcarpa x Juglans regia
Lineage: Eukaryota; Viridiplantae; Streptophyta; Magnoliopsida; Fagales; Juglandaceae
Exons: 6
Source: RefSeq, a predicted model, not a curated record
UCUGUAAAUCAAGGAUAUUCAGAGGAACGCGGAGGGCCAUGGAAGACAUGGAAGAGGGCAAAGAGCUUCGCAGAAGAAGCAGCGAAGAGAUCCCAGACCCUUACGAACUCCGUCACCAUAUCCGACCUUGGCUCCGAGACCGCCAAGAAAUCCAAGGAGCUAACCGCCGAGGCCUCCAAGAGGGCCGUUCAGAAUAAGACCGCGGCGCUCAAGCAGGCCGAUGAGAUCCAGUUCAAAUCCCUCUCCCUCCCCGACAUCAUCCCCUCUCAGCUCUCCUCACUCUCCGUCUCCGCUUCCUCGGUUUCCGCCGUGUACUCCCAGUCGGAGCUCCGGAAGUUCGAGGUCACCGACGAUGUGCACGAGUUCGUCAGGGGACUCACUUCUACCACAUUCCUGAAUUUUCCAAUCCAAGAGGAAGCAGAGGCGUCUGAUGUGGCUACGACGGCGUCGAACGUGAGGAAAGAUCUGACGGAGUGGCAGGAGAAGCAUGCUACUAUGGUUCUUUCUACUGUUAAGGAAAUUUCAAGAUUAAGGUAUGAAUUAUGCCCGCGAGUUAUGAAAGAGAGAAGAUUCUGGAGAAUAUAUUUCACACUUGUGAGCAGCCAUGUCACAUGUGGCUCCAAGCAAUACAUGGAGAAGGCUAAGCUCAAAGCAGCAGAGGACAUAAAAGACGAUAAAAUGAAUAAAAAUUCUGUAGAAAAUGUGAAAGCUGAAGGGAUGGAGAAGAACUCAAAGGGUAAAGCUACCAAUUCAUCAUCAGCUGAGCAGGACUUGGACACGUUUCUCUUGGGAGAUCUUGAUGACAGUGAUGGGGGUCCAGAUGAGGAGGGUGGGGGGAGCUUGGAUGACGAUUUUGACAAGAUUGACAAUUCAGACAUUGAAGAUGAGAAGCAGGUGAAGAAAAAUGCAGAUGUGAAAGUUUAGAGCACUGCCAAUUCCGAGGGCAAUAUGGAGUAAAUGCCAAGAGUUGCUUUUGUAACUAAAAGUAAUGCCUCGCAGCCUGCCACGUAUGAAAUUUAAUAUUGUGAUCUCAUGGGGAUGCAGUUUCUAUAUCAUAUACGGGAUGGCAAAUUUGAAUUAGAAGUUAGUUAGUAUGUU